GUAUUUGAACUGGACCGUGAAGUCUAAAAGCAUGAGGGUCGUGUUGCUGUUGGCGUGUUUGAUGGCAGGCUGCCUGGCAGAGAAGCCUCAUCCGUGUGCGAGUCCUGCUCUUCUGUCUGGGCUCAUCACUGUGUCCACACAGAAUGAAAAGCUGUGGACCUUUGCCAAAUACCUGUACGAUGCUCUGGGCCACAAAGUGCGCCUCAUGGAGCUGGGCACCUAUGAAAACAAAUCCUUCACCUAUGAUGCACUGCUACUCUUCAGAGAGAAUGUUAUGUAUGAAAUUCAUGAACAUAAUCGGACAUGUAAGAAGAAGCCUUUGAAGGCGGACUUCCAGCCACUGGUUAUUCCCAAAGAUGCAACUUUGGUGGGUCAGUUUGUCCUGGGCAGCUCAUCUGGACCUGGAGAGGGUCUGCUGAUCAACACCUGGACAGGAGAUCUGCCUGACAAAACAGGAAAGUAUGUGAGCUCGGUCACUGAGUUUGGUUGCAUUCCUGUCACCACUCUCUUUCAAACUGAGCAGUUUGGAUGGGUGGUGACCAGCUACGUCAACAACAUCAAGGGGAUUACAGACCCCAGUCAACUCAACCCACCAGACUUCUGCCAUGAUGAAGAGUCAAAGGACAACAAUGAGGAGCCAGCAAACUUCCUCAGUCUGUUUCUGCCCAAGAUAUAAAGGCUAUCUUUAUUUAUAAAGCUUUGCCUGACAAAACCACAAUAAAUGUUGUUAAAUUCUCA
Messenger RNA from Nematolebias whitei (Rio pearlfish), 738 nucleotides. RefSeq names its product ependymin-1. The transcript is spliced from 6 exons. NCBI's taxonomy places the organism in Eukaryota, Metazoa, Chordata, Actinopteri, Cyprinodontiformes, Rivulidae. Gene Ontology annotation, biological process: cell-matrix adhesion. Gene Ontology annotation, cellular component: lysosome; extracellular region. The record is from RefSeq and is a predicted model, not a curated record. The coding region runs from base 32 to 676 and encodes 214 amino acids. Gene Ontology annotation, molecular function: calcium ion binding.